Astyanax mexicanus (Mexican tetra) is the source of this 1953-nucleotide messenger RNA. It is a transcript of the gene utp15, whose product is annotated as UTP15 small subunit processome component. The record is from RefSeq and is a predicted model, not a curated record. The transcript is spliced from 13 exons. NCBI's taxonomy places the organism in Eukaryota, Metazoa, Chordata, Actinopteri, Characiformes, Acestrorhamphidae. Gene Ontology annotation, biological process: rRNA processing; positive regulation of transcription by RNA polymerase I. The coding region runs from base 172 to 1725 and encodes 517 amino acids. Gene Ontology annotation, cellular component: nucleolus. Gene Ontology annotation, molecular function: protein binding.
AAGUACGUAGUCCAACAUGGUGGCGUCCGUGUGGCCGUAGAAGCAACGUGAUUUCUCUCCACGUUUAGCGAAAAAAAUACAAAAAACUGCAGUUUAAACCAGCGCGGUUUCUCCAGGAGACGGCAAACACUUCGGCCUUCCUGGAUUCCUGAAUGAGAGAACACUGCUCCAAUGGCAUCCUUUAAACCCACUAAAGUCUAUACGUAUCCAAAACUAGGAGAGAAGGUUACUGAGGAUACACUGUACUGGAAAAACUACAAGGCUCCUGUGCAGAUUAAAGAGUUUGGUGCUGUAACAAAAAUUGAGUUUUCUCCAGUGGCACCUCACAAUUACGUAGUAACUGCCUCCACCAGAAUCCAGGUGUACAGACCUCAGUCACAGGAACCCGUGCAGAGUUUCACUCGGUUCCGGGAUACCGCUUAUGGAGGGAGCUUUCGUGGUGAUGGAAAGCUGGUGGUGGCAGGAAGUGAAGAGGGUCUCAUCCGACUCUUUGACGUCGGUGGUCGAGUUGCUCUCCGGCAGUUCAGAGGACACUCCAAGGCAGUGCAUGUGACCUCAUUCCUCUCUGAUGGCUAUCGCGUGGUGUCCGGCUCUGAUGACCUGUCCUGUCGCAUGUGGGAUGUAGCCAGCGGUACCCAGCUCAGCUCUUACACAGAACACACAGACUACGUCAGAGCUGGUGCUGCCAGCAGACUCAACCCAGACCUCUACAUCACUGGCUCCUACGACCACACAGUGAAGCUGUUUGAUAUGCGAGUCGGAGGCAGUGUAAUGACCAUGCAGCACGGGCAUCCCGUGGAGAGUGUGCUGCUUUACCCCUCAGAAGCCCUGCUGGUGUCUGCAGGAGGUCGGUAUGUGAAAGUAUGGGACUUGUUGAAAGGAGGCCAGCAGCUUGUAUCUCUCAAGAAUCAUCACAAAACCGUCACGUGUGCCUGUCUGAGCACCACAGACAACAAACUACUGACAGGCUCGCUCGACAGGCAUGUUAAAGUCUAUAAUUCGUCUUACAAAGUUGUUCAUAAUUUCGACUACGCUACUUCCAUCCUGAGUCUGGCUGUUGCGCCUGAUGAUGAGGUGAUGGCUGUUGGGAUGACAAAUGGUGUGUUGAGUGUCAGACAGAAGAAACACACAAACGAUAAACAGGAGGUGCUCACUAAAAGGAGGCGGACCCCAGCAUAUCGGGUCUUCAAAGGCAAAAACUACAUUCCCAAACAGGAUGAUUUUUUGGUCAGUAAGCCAGUCAAACAGCACCUUCAGAAAUAUGACAGACAGCUGAAGAGUUUCCAAGUGUCAAAAGCACUGGAUUCAGCACUGGAGACGUGGCGGCGCUUCCAUAAUCCAGAAGUGACUGUAGCAGUGAUGAUUGAGCUGAACCGCAGAGGAACGCUGAAGAACGCACUUUCUGGACGGGAUGAGCAAAGUUUAACCAUGCUACUCAAUUUCCUCAUCAAGCAUGUAACUGAUCCACGGUUCUCCCGCAUACUGCUGAUGGUAUCAGACAUGAUCAUCGAUCUGUAUCAUGAUGUGGCUCCUCAGUCUUCCAUCGUGGAGCGGCUGUUUCAGCGGCUGUUGGAGUUGCUGGGUCGUGAAGCUGAGCUUCAGCAGGAGCUUCUGCAGGUGCUGGGAAUUCUGGACACACUCUUCGCUUCAUUGGCUCCACGGCAGGAGGUGUCUGGCCCUGCUGCCCCACCCAUAAUGCUGGGGUCACAACAACAGGCUGCCUGAGUUGUUCAUAUACCUUCUUGAGGCUCAAUUUUAAGGUGGUCAUGGCAGCUGAGGAACAAAGCUGGACUUGAUGAAGAUGACAACAAUGAGAAAACUUGAGGUCUUGAAGUUCAAGACUAGUUAUAGACAGGAAUAAUCACUGUUACUGUGUUUGUCCAGUGAUUUAAUUGACACUUGCAUAAUUGCAGUCUGUUUUUAUAUGUGCAUAUAUAAAAAAGAUUUCUUAUG